AUGAAUGGCACGCGACAUGCUAUCGCGAACCGAGCGCAGAAACAAUUAACCCCACGCGUGGUUCGCGGAGGUAUGCCGGCGGGGGUGUUCAGGGUUCCGCGGAUGACGCACUCACUUUCCCAGCUAGCUCCGUUUAGUUCACGAUUUCCUGGGUUCGCGCUCGUCUCGUGA
This is a messenger RNA of Alternaria burnsii, 171 nucleotides long. RefSeq lists its product as uncharacterized. Bases 1 to 171 code for a protein of 56 amino acids. The transcript has a single exon. The record is from RefSeq and is a predicted model, not a curated record. NCBI's taxonomy places the organism in Eukaryota, Fungi, Ascomycota, Dothideomycetes, Pleosporales, Pleosporaceae.